GAGCAUGCGCCAUUUCGACAAAUGGCCGACGUUGAUUUGUAUGGCGACAUCACGACCCCAACCAGCGAGGACGCCAACAAAGAGCUCGACAUCUACAAUGAUUUGAGUGGCAAACCAUCUUCCAAACAACAGUACGGUGGCGAGAGCCCAGGGAAGGAAGCAGAUGUAUCACGCGAUUCAACUCCAUCCCCUCCGUUGGAAGGCUUAGAGACUGGUCAAUCAACUACACAACAGAAUGACAUCCCUUCUUUAGCCAAUCGGCCUGUUAGCCCUGCUAAGCAGGAGGCUGAUCUGUCGACUCCCAAAGGUGUGACAGUGCAGUAUAAUAACUCACCUGAACCAUCAAAGAAAUCGAUUUACAUUGGGAAUCUUCCUUGGUGGACUAGCGACAUGCAGCUGGCAAAUGCUUUAUAUAAUCUUGGUGCAAAAGACUUGAAGGCUAUUAAAUUCUACGAAAACAGGGUGAAUGGACAGUCGAAAGGCUAUGCUCUUGUUGAAUUUUUGUCUGAAGUGUCUUGCCAUGUAGUCGUGAAUAAACUACCCAAACUUACCAUACUAGGUCAACAGCCAAUAGCAGCUCUUUCUACCAAAGUAAUGUUAUCUCAGUUUGAGCAAAUGUCAAAGCGAGGACAACACAGUUAUACACGGUUUUCGGACAAACAGCCCUCUCGUGGUAGAGGAAAUAUGCGUUCUUCAGAUGAACCACGUGGAGCACGUCCACCAGGCCCUUUUCGACCAGGUGGAAUGGGUCCAAUGGACAUGCCACCGGGUCCUCCAAUGGGGAUGUUUCCACCUCCCAUGGGUGGACCACCAGUGCCCCCAGGACCAUGGAUGGGUCCAAUGCCUCCUCCUGGUGACAUGGGUAUGAUGAUGCAUAGGCCAAUGCCUGGUUAUGAUCCUAUGGGAAUGAGACCUGCUUUUGGACCACCUCCUGAAAUGAUGAUGGGCCCACAUGCUCGACCACCGGGCGCUCACAUUAAUCCAAACUUUAUUCAUCCAGAUUACAGGCCAAGAUUAAAUGAAUCAUUUGGGCAGGGCAUCGGUGGCUCUGGGGCUGGGCAUGGCAACAAUCCAUAUGGAGGAGUAGUUUCUGGAGCGGAAUUUGCUGAAGUAAUGAAACGAAAUCAUGCUGUGUCAAGUACGGCUAUGAUGAGAGCUAUACAAGAUGCAAAUACUGGUGACUUUGAUAGUGCUGUAAAUACAUUAAAAACUGCCAUGUCUCUGAUUUUGCAAUCAUCGGCUGCCAAUUCAGAGAGUAGUCAGGCUCUAAUUCAGUCUCUGAAGGAUUGUCUUCAAGGGAUCGAAGAGCAAAUGGAACAUUCCAGAAAUGCUGGUCAUUCUUCUGGCAAUGCAGGUGUUUCCAGUCCUGGUCGCAGUAACUCUUCUAGGUCCAGCCAAAGCAGGAGUCCCACACCACCAAGGAGUCGAACACCAAGUCCUAUCAAUGACAGGAGUCCAGCACGAGGGCCUUACGAUGCAUACGAGAGAACAUAUUCAGACAAAGACAAACGUGAUAGAACAAGAGGGGGAAGGAGGGAGAGGGAACCUGUGUAUAGCAGACACGGCUCUUCAAGAAGUGGAGGGACAACCAGACGUGGAAUGUACGAUGAUGACAGAAGGAGCAGAAGGAGAUAGAACAGUAAAUCUCUGAUGUCUACAUGAUGAUUUAGUUAAUGUGGCUGUUCAAGGGUGAAAUUAAUGACAUUGGUACUGCCUUACAGCUAAGCUUUUGGUUAAUGUUGUACACUAUUGACUAGGUUUCUGCCAUAUGAACGCAAUGUAUUGAUUGAAUUGAUAAAAAGAGAUAUGUUUAAUUUACUAUUG
This is a messenger RNA of Corticium candelabrum, 1824 nucleotides long. RefSeq names its product cleavage and polyadenylation specificity factor subunit 7-like. The record is from RefSeq and is a predicted model, not a curated record. Gene Ontology annotation, molecular function: mRNA binding. Gene Ontology annotation, biological process: mRNA alternative polyadenylation. Gene Ontology annotation, cellular component: mRNA cleavage and polyadenylation specificity factor complex. Bases 22 to 1635 code for a protein of 537 amino acids. The transcript has 16 exons. Lineage: Eukaryota; Metazoa; Porifera; Homoscleromorpha; Homosclerophorida; Plakinidae.